Molecule: messenger RNA, 2191 nt
Organism: Opisthorchis viverrini
Lineage: Eukaryota; Metazoa; Platyhelminthes; Trematoda; Opisthorchiida; Opisthorchiidae
Exons: 9
Biological process (GO): protein phosphorylation; MAPK cascade
Molecular function (GO): JUN kinase kinase activity; ATP binding
Source: RefSeq, a predicted model, not a curated record
GGCAUAAGUAANCAUUCGGUCCGACCGAUCCCGAUUGUCCUCUCUGAUACCACUCCUGCACCUUUUCGCGAUGCACUGUGGAUCCAAAUCCCGCUGCGCGGGUCCGAUUCUCUCCUACUCGGUGUGGUCUACCGUAGCCCCUCGAGUCCCCCUGAAGAUGACCAAUUCCUCAUACAAACCCCUGAGCAACUCUCCUCAAACUACCACUUCACUCAUCUCCUGCUGGGCGUCGAAUCAAGCGGACUUUUUGCAGCGGCACUGAUUGAAGUCGUUCAACAGAGUGCUUGGACUCAACAUGUCGUUGCCCCCACCAGAUACCGCGCAGGCCAACUGACAUUCCUCCUGGACUUCAUCAUCACUAACGAAAGACACUUCGUUGAUCAGGUUUUCACUGCCAACGAUUUGGCCGACGAAGGUGAGAUCGGACGUGGUGCUUUUGGUUUUGUCAACCGCAUGCUACAUAUACCCACUGGAUCUGUGAUGGCUGUCAAGCGUAUGCGCUCAACUCUGAACGAGAGUGAACAAACGAAAACGUUGAAAGAUUUAGAUGUUGUAAUGCACUCCUCUAAUUGCCCUUUUAUUGUUCGGUUCUACGGUGCGCUUUUUGAAGAAGGUGAUUGUUGGAUCUGCAUGGAAAUGAUGGCCACAUCUCUGGACAAAUUUUACAAAUUUGUUUAUCGCUACUUACUCUCGCGAAUUCCCGAAGGGAUUUUGGCCAAAAUAGCCGUUGCGCCUGAGUUCACCACAUCCAGUGGUGUCCGGCAGGACUGUCCUCCUUCACCUUUCCCCUCUAAUGCCUGUGGGGUCGAAGUGCUCCCGGGGCGUCUGCUCACAGAUAUCAACGACUCAGUCGACAUAGCUCUUCUGGGAUAUGGCCCUGUGGUAAUGCAAACAAUACUAAAUAAUCUAAAUAAUUCUGCCCCACGGUUCGGCAUGCGCUUCACACCUGCAAAGUGUAAAGUGCUACUGCAAGACUGGGUGGGCUCGAACCCUAGCCUCAUGCUUGCGGAUGAACCGAUUGAGACCAUUGCGGCGUUGGAUUAUUUGAAGGUUGAACUGAAGGUGAUUCACAGAGAUGUCAAGCCGUCAAACAUUCUGAUCGACCGAAAAGGCAAUAUCAAGUUAUGUGACUUCGGAAUAUCCGGUGAACUGGUUGAUAGUAUCGCCAAGUCUCAUGACGUUGGCUGCAAACCCUAUAUGGCACCCGAACGGAUUCAUCCUAACCUCAGUGCAAAUGGAUACGACAUUCGUUCGGAUGUCUGGAGCUUCGGUAUUACCAUGGUUGAAUUGGCCACUGGUCAGUUCCCCUAUCCAGCUUGGAACUCUGUGUUCGAACAGUUGACCUGUGUUCUCAACGGAGAUCCACCUUGUCUCCCGGAGCGGUUACCAUCAUUUUCCCGGUUACAUCUGUCCGACUCCACCACUACAGUUAGCGAGGUCGAUACAAAAAUGGAAUCCGGUGGAUUAGAUGACUCCAGUGAAUCGGAUUUUUCUUCAGAAUUUCGAGAUUUUGUUUCCCAAUGCCUACAAAAGGAUGUGCGAUCACGGCCAAAAUAUCACACCCUCAUGAACCAUGCAUUCUACCAACGAGGUCUCUCCGAAAAGGUCGACGUUGGCGCUUACUUUUGCACAACCCUGGACAAGGUUCCGCUGGAUUUGAAUUUGAACGAAUUUGUUUCGCAACCCAGCUGAUCAGCUUUUUGCGGAUACUGUAUCACUGAUUUCGUGUAAAUCUUCCUGGUUUGGCCCGGUUCAAUGACCGCACACCAUUGAUUGGUGCCUAAUCGUUUUUUCGCUUUCCACCAGCGAAGCUCACAACCGACACUUCGCUUCACUCCAUUCCAGUGUUCUAAGGAAGUCUUUUGCAUCGUUUGACUCAUCGAGCUGAUUCGCCAUACCCACUGUCCAGUUUAUUUUCCGGCCCCCAUUCUUUCAUCAUUUUAGGCGUUGAUAUACAAUGAGAUUUUUAUUAUCAGGUGUGGGGCCAGGUGUCAUUAGCACUUGAACUCUACCCUUCCUAUUAAGUAUCUUAUCAAUCGGGCUUUUCGAGACAACGUUUAAUCACGCAACCCUUCUGUACUUACAUUACAUCACUUAAGACCACUCCCUCUGUCUUUUUGCGCACAAUACUCCAGCUAAUUUCUCAUGCAUUACCAAUGAAUCCUCAGGCUGCAAAUUCCUGCAAUUCUUC